Molecule: messenger RNA, 2130 nt
Organism: Lethenteron reissneri (Far Eastern brook lamprey)
Lineage: Eukaryota; Metazoa; Chordata; Hyperoartia; Petromyzontiformes; Petromyzontidae
Product: homeobox protein Hox-A3-like
Biological process (GO): regulation of transcription by RNA polymerase II
Cellular component (GO): nucleus
Molecular function (GO): DNA-binding transcription factor activity, RNA polymerase II-specific; RNA polymerase II cis-regulatory region sequence-specific DNA binding
Source: RefSeq, a predicted model, not a curated record
AUGCAGAAGAUUAGCUUCUACGACGUGGCACCACCAAUCGGUGGUGCCUACACCUACCUCGGAGUGACCGCCACCGCCGCUGGGUUCGGCUUCGCAUCCCAUUCCGAGCCUCGCGGUCACAACGCCACCACCACCACCACCUCCUCCACCACCACCACCGCGAACUCAGCCAACGCUCAGCAAGAAGAACAGCAGCAGCAGCAGCACCAUCAGCUGUCCUUGAUGGCUCCCGACAGCCCAUAUUACGUGUCCGCGUGCUCCCUGCAAGAGGACAAUCACUCGGCCGAGGUGGAGUUUGAUGAGUUCGACCUCCCGCCCGGGUGCGUAGCCAAACUGCAACUGGGAAUGCGGCCGUGCGACCUGCAGCUGCACCUGCAGCAGCAUCAGCUGCAGAUGCAGCAACAGGAGCCCAUGUCUCCGUCGUCAAGUUCCGAUGGCGAUGGAAAUCCGCGGAAGCCGCCAGUCGGGAGCGCUGCCUCGCGCGGCCCGUGUAGGCCCUGCACGACGGCUGCCGCGGAUUUCACGCAGCAGAUCUUCCCCUGGAUGAAAGAGUCGAGGCAGAGCUGCAAGCACAAGGGCAAGGGUUCGUCUCCCGUUGCAGGUCCCGACACCGCGGGCGCCAAUGACAAAACCUCUUCCUCCUCCUCCACCCCCUCCUCCUCCUCCACCACCUCUUCGUCCACCACCUCUUCGUCCACCGCCGCAGCGGCUGCGUCCAAGCGAGCGCGCACAGCCUACACGAGCUCCCAGCUGGUAGAGCUGGAGAAGGAGUUCCACUUCAACCGCUACCUCUGCCGCCCGCGACGCAUCGAGAUGGCCAACCUGCUGAGCCUCACGGAGCGCCAGAUCAAGAUCUGGUUCCAGAACCGGCGCAUGAAGUUCAAGAAGGACCAGAAGGUCAAGGGUUUCAGCGGUGGCUGUGUUGGUGUUGGUCCACUCUCGCCGUCGUGUGUCGGUGUGGGUGGUGGUGGUGGUGGUGUUGUGGGUUUGGGUGUGAGGCUGUCACCCCCUCGUACGUCACCGCUGGGGGGUCUGCCCGCCUCGUGCCACUUUGCCCUGGGGGGAGGGGGUCACCCGCUGCACACCUUCGACCACCGCUCGUCCCCACACUUUUUCGGCAAGAGCCACGAGACCGCUGGCAGCGCCGCCGCCGCCUUCGUGAUGUCUCCCGGCUUCGUGGCUCACGUGGGCGACGGUGGUGGUGGCGGUGGUGGUGGUGGCGGCGGUGGUGGUGGUGGUGGAUCUCCAUCAUCGCCAUCGUCGUCUUCGUCGUCGUCGCUGAUGCUCAGACGAGGUUACUCGGGCGGUAGUGGCGGUGGUGGCGGUGGCGGUGGUGGCGGUGGUGGCGGCGAUGCCCCCAAAGGUCUCGUCAAGGGCCACGACUUCACGGCGCACACCGCCCGAGGGUUCGACGGGUGUCUGGGUGGUCGCUACCAACUCCAGCUGCCCGUCGCUGCGCACGGGGCCGCCAUGUACGCGGCCAUCGACCAGUACGUCAGUCACCACCACCAACAACAACAGCAGCACCAACAACAACAACACCACCAACAGCAACAACAACACCACCAACAGCACCACCACCAACAGCAACAACAGCAGCAGCAGCUGGAAGUUGCGAGCGCCAACAGACUGAUGGUUUGCGGGACGGACUUUGGUUCUCAGGGUGCCGUGACCCCCUUUGGGUUCGGGGGGGAGGAGGCCCCCUGCGACGGCGAGGGGGUCUACCCCCCACUCGGGGUCCUGGGGCAGGGGGUGCCAGGGGGUCACGGGGUCAUUCCAGACGUUCCGCGGCUGACACAUUUGUAGCUGAUGGUGAUGAUGUUGCUGAUGAUGAUGGUGAUGCUGCUGCUGAUGAUGAUGAUGCUGCUAAUGAUCAUGCUGCUGCUGAUGCUGUUGCUGCUGAUGAUGCUGUUGUUGCUGCUGCUGAUGAUGAUGUUGCUGCUGCAGAUGAUGAUGAUGCUGAUGAUGAUGCUGCUGUUUAUGCUGAUGAUGCUGCUGCUGAUGAUGCUGCUGCUGCUGAUGAUGAUGAUGCUGCUGCUGCUACAGCUGCUGCUGCUGCUACAGCUGCUGCUGCUGCUGAUGAUGAUGAUGCUGAUGAUGAUGAUGCUGCUGCUGCUACAGCUGCUGCUG